AAUGAUGAUGAGGAACACAAUGAAAAUAAUCGAAAUGAAAAUAAUGGAAAUGAAAAUAAUGGAAUUAGCAAACUUGUAAUAGUAACAACAAUUGUGCUACAAGAAGUGUUAAUGAAACAAAUGAUGAAGACACACACAAGUUUUUAAGUCAACAGCAAGAAUGCUUAGCUGAAGACAGUAGUUUAAAAAUGUCCACCCCUAUUACAGCGGAUAUUGAGCAGAAUGGAAAAGAAAAAGAUGUAGAAAAAACAUUCUACAAUCAAAUCAAAGAGGGCAACACUGAUGGCAGCAAAGAAGCUGAAUACCAGGAAGAUAAUUAUGAAGUGAAUAUCCCAAAAUCCCAGAAUGCCUUUAAAGUCAAGACAGUUGCCAGUUCUGAUGAAAAUACACGAUACCACACCAUAGCCCACAGGAUGCCUAAGGCCACCACACACACAUCUGAUGGCUCAAAAACAAUGCAUGCAAGAGCAUUAAGAACUCUUGCCUCUGAGGUGUCCAUGUCAGGGUUCAAAAACAUAUUGAAACAAGAUCUAAUGGAGUCAAGGGUGGACAACUACGCCUACAACAACCCCUUUGACAAACCUACUGACAAACCCUCUGAUAAUGAAUGUGGGAAUGAGAGUAUCCUGAAAAGAUCUCUACCAGCCCCCCCGCUGUCAAGAUCCCCAAGUGACCUUGCAUCAGGUUCAAGCUUAGAUUUAAAACCUGACCUUAAAUCAAUCUUCAAUGAUUGUGAUGCCCAACUUUAUUGUGAAAUCUCUGAUACGCUUCGAGCAAAUAAAAAUGAUACUGAUAAUUUUCAAGCAGAUAAUAAUGUAGAUAAUAAUCUUACACUAUAUGCUUUUACUCCUUGCACCUUUGAUGCACAAGUAUUGUAG
Anneissia japonica is the source of this 878-nucleotide messenger RNA. RefSeq lists its product as uncharacterized. The record is from RefSeq and is a predicted model, not a curated record. The transcript has 2 exons. Bases 189 to 878 code for a protein of 229 amino acids. NCBI's taxonomy places the organism in Eukaryota, Metazoa, Echinodermata, Crinoidea, Comatulida, Comatulidae.